Molecule: messenger RNA, 1400 nt
Organism: Lepisosteus oculatus (spotted gar)
Lineage: Eukaryota; Metazoa; Chordata; Actinopteri; Semionotiformes; Lepisosteidae
Product: lipopolysaccharide-induced tumor necrosis factor-alpha factor homolog
Cellular component (GO): nucleus; cytoplasmic side of late endosome membrane; cytoplasmic side of lysosomal membrane
Molecular function (GO): zinc ion binding
Source: RefSeq, a predicted model, not a curated record
AGUGGGUGCAUAGUUCGCAGCUCAAAGACAAGCUUAGGUUUUGAUUUGCGUCUUGGUUAUUUUGCCUUACACCCCGAAUCAAGGAAAACUUUCAUUUUCGGUGCGUGGUCUGCCAGUUUUAUUUUGUCCACCCGCUGCAGGGUGUGUCUAAGAGGCAAAGACCUAGACGCAGGAAUGUAGCUUGAAAUAAACAACUGCCAAACACCAUUUAGAGAACACAAACAGGCUGUACUAGCUCACUUCCACAGACGGGUGAAGAGAGUGGAUGAAAAAGGGGAGAGAGAUCUGAAAACAGCCUUCUAAAGAGGUUUUGUAUUUAAAUAGCUUUCAUUUCCCUUCCCAAGCUCCGACUGAUCAUUUGUAGGCAAUCACGCAUUUAGGACAAAAUGCAGCCUGCCUCCGAGCUGGACACAACUCAGUUCCCCAGAGCACCUUCCUACAGCGAGGUAGAUGCGGCCCUCCCCACUCCGCCCGCUUACCAGGAAACAGAUCCGCCCAAGGGUUCGAAUGCAAAAGUCGGCUACGGGGCUCAGAGUGAGAACUCGGGCAACAUUCACAUCAACGUGUGCGCCCCCCAGCCACAGUCCACGGUGCCUGUUAGCGCUGCAGCACCGGUGGUGCAGAACCAGCCGCAGGCCCAGGUGCAGGCUGGCCAGACCGUCUUUGUGCCCAUGCAGCAGGUCGUGGUUGUCUCCUCCAACCUGGGAGACACGCCCAGCAUGACAACCUGCAGCAACUGCAAGCAGAGGGUCAUGACGAAGGUCAUCUAUAAACCAGGAGUCUUCUCCUGGAUGCUGUGCUUGUUGUUUAUCCUUUUCGGGCUUAUCUGCGGAUGUUGCCUCCUGCCGUUUUUUGUGACCAGUUUAAUGGACGCCCAUCACAGCUGCCCUCAGUGCCACCAGAAUCUCCACAUCCACAAGAGAAUGUGAUCAGAAUCUCUCUUGCUCCUUCAGCCUCGUGCUUCUCAGCAGCUCUAUGGUCUGUGCUUGUUGCAUGGAACAAGAAUCAGAGAUCACCGAAACAUGGUUUUAAAAAAUGUUGUACAUUUUCUUAGGUAUAAAACAGACUCCAAACAUAUUUGUGGAUCCCAUCAAACUAUAGGAGGACGAUAAGCAUAUACAAAUGUACAUAAAUAGCAGUUGGCUGUUCUGGUAUUCUGGAUGGUGAAUGCUUCUAAUCAACUUUUUUAAUACAGUUCUAUCUCCUCCUGCUGCUGCUGUUAAAUAUCAUAGCUCUUUGUUCCUAGACUCAACUACUAUACAUAUUUAACUUUUGCUCUGAAAUGCAUAAAUCAUCAUGCUGAGUAGGAACAUAUUCAUUUGUGACUACAAAGAUAUCUGGUGUUUCUACUUUUGUGUUUCUGUCUUUUACACAUGAAUUAAAACUGAAAUCUGUCAAAA